Messenger RNA from Anopheles gambiae (African malaria mosquito), 5464 nucleotides. It is a transcript of the gene Mapmodulin, whose product is annotated as acidic leucine-rich nuclear phosphoprotein 32 family member A. Gene Ontology annotation, cellular component: nucleus. The record is from RefSeq and is a predicted model, not a curated record. The transcript is spliced from 6 exons. NCBI's taxonomy places the organism in Eukaryota, Metazoa, Arthropoda, Insecta, Diptera, Culicidae. The coding region runs from base 1625 to 2566 and encodes 313 amino acids. Gene Ontology annotation, molecular function: histone binding.
AGGGCUGCUUGUCCUUGCCCCCCGCACCAUUUUUGUGUGUUCAAGUUCGGAAUUGUGCGCCUCCUAACCAUUGCCUACUCUUUUUUUUUUUUGCUCGAUUUUUCCUAUGCCAUGAGUGAUGAUCGUGUGUGUGUGUGUGUGUGUGUGUGUGUGCUGUGUGUGGUAGUAGUGUGGGGUGCGUACAACUCUCGCAUGGUGGGUGCAAUCGAUGCACCAAUAUUUAUCACACGCAAGAUUUGCCAGUUUAGUUAAGGCCUCCGGCCAGCAGCACCGCGUCCUCCUUUAUGUAGUCUCUUUUUGUCUGUGCAUGGCUUUAUUCAUGCUGAAAGGUGGGUGUCCCUCACAGUGCCAUAAUCGGGGACCCGGACUCGUAUGUGUGUGAUAACAAGUUGACCACAUUGGAAACCACAUCGUCGAGAAGGUCGUUUAUUCGCAGUCAGCCAAAGUCGUGGUUUUUUCUUCUUCUUUUCGUCACAUUCACCGUUUUAAUAAAUCCCAGUUCAGUGCAAAUAAUGGGUCUGGCACAGGUGGUAGGGCGAUGAAGGUUAAAAACUGUACGGAGGAGACUAUCAUAACCUCAUAAAGGAAUAACCUCCUCUCUGUUUCCUCGCACCGCCACCUUCGAUUCGCCUGCUCUAUUUCUUAUCCCCGCAAUGCAUCUCCCCGGAAGGAAAUAGGGUCUUGUGUACAUCCAGCAGAGAUUGUGUACGUGUGUAUGUGUGUGUGUGUAGGAAGGGGGAUAUCCGGUCAGGAAGCCAAUAAUCCGUGGCAACCCUCUGCUUGCAUUGUUGAAUUUAGCCUGUCUCGAUUGUUAUUUUUUCCGCGCAGAAAAAACUCACAAAAACAUUAGCACACACCGUCGCGAGGUGCAAACCGUCUCGUCUUCCCCUCCUUCUCCCCCGCUUCAUCCAGUAGCGAAAGGCUAUUUUUUCCUUCUCACCCGCUACGACGACCACCACACUCACAUCGGUGUGUAUCGGACAGAUGGGCUAAUGUGUGUGUCUCUCUCUGUGGUGUGUGCAUACGGACAUGUCGUUACACGGAACGGGUUCGCAUGUGUGUGCGCUGCGAAUAUAUAUACACACAUGGCCACCGGAGAGCCACACAAGGUGUGUAGAGACACAAAGCAGAGACAGCAGCAGCACACACAGGGCAUCGAUGUGUCAUCCAUCGACAGGGCAGGCAGUGCCGUGCUCAUAGAAACACACCAGCAAAGAGCAGGCAAACGGGUGGGCCAGUCGCAAAUUGUAACAGUGAAAAGUGCACACACAAGUGUGAGAGUGCAUAUCGCGCGACGGUCGGCAACGAUAAGAUUUUCCCUUUCGGGUUUCGGCGUGGCGCAGUGUGUACGUGUGUGGGGGGACAUUUUCUUGGUCCGAAAAAUUGACACCAAACCCGCUGGCGUGUGUUGUGUGUCGGGAGAGCGCGCGCUGAAAGCGACGAGGUGCACAGUACGCGAACGCGUUUUCCACACAAUCUUGGAAAUCAAUAUAUAAAAUUCGUGCCUAAAGACAAAAGUAAUCCAGUGACACAACAAAGAGUUUUCGAAGGACCUGGAGGAGCACUGCGUGGAGUGACUUAUCUCUAAGUGAAAUACUCAACACCAUCAUCACCGAAUAUCAUCAUGGAAAAGCGUAUUUUGUUGGAAAAACGAGGUCGACCGGAUGAUGAGAUCACAGAGCUCAUUCUGGACAACUGUCGGAGCACGUACAUUGAUGGGCUCACAGACAGCUUCACAGCACUCGAAACGCUCAGCCUCAUCAACGUCGGGCUGGUUUCGCUGAAAAAUUUUCCCAAGCUGUCCAACCUCCGCAAGCUGGAACUCUCGGACAACAGAAUAUCGAACGGGUUGAACCACCUUACCGGUAGCCCGAAACUUACACAUCUGAACCUGUCCGGCAACCGGAUUAAGGACUUCGAUGAGCUUCAGCCGCUGAAAGAUUUGGAGAACCUGGAAGUGCUGGAUCUGUUCAACAAUCAGGUGACACUGAUUGAAAACUAUCGUGAGAAAUUGUUUCAACUGAUUCCAUCGCUCAACUAUCUGGAUGGAUUCGACAAAGAGUAUGUGGAAGCACCAUCCGAUGAGGAAGACAUGGCUGAAGAGGAGGAACCGGAGGACUCAUGCGAAGAAUCGGAUGAGGAAGAAGUUUCGCUAGCCUACCUGUACAACGACAACCUGGAGGAGGAUCAGGAGGAUUGGAAGAGCGUCGAGAGUGACUACAACAACGCCGACGAAGAGUUUGACAGUGAGGAGGAAGAGGAUGAAGAAGGUGGCGGCGGCGGUGGUGGUGGUGGCGAGAAUGAGGGCGAAGAUGGUGGAGACAGCGAUGGCAAGGGGGAGGAUGAAGAAGGCGAAGAAGAGGAAGAUGGUGAGGAUGAUGCCGAUGGGUCGGAGGCUGCAGCAUCGUCGACCGCUGCAGUAGCGGCGGAAGCAGAUGAAUCAAAGUCCACAGCAACAGAAGCGGCAGCCGCCACAUCGUCAACCACAGAAGAUGUUGCGAAAGAAGGUGAACCGGAAGCAAGGGGCAAGAAAAGAAAGUUCCAAGGCACGGACAGCGACGGUUAAGCGGCACGCUAAACGCUUCCAAGUCAUACACAAAACCUAAUACAAAUGUGUGGAGGUGUAACGGCAACGCGCUGGAGGCUCUUUCGCUCGACGGCGUGUCAUUCGUUGCCCUUCCACACUCAAAGCAAACGUUUAUCCCCCAACCAACAACAAUUCAUGCAAUUCGUCAUCACUCCGCUACUGUCGUUCGCGCAGUAGUGUAAUGGAUAUGUAACUACAAAGUUUUAUCUUCUUUUUUACCAUCAAAAGAAAAUGUGUAACAGCAGCUAGCUAUCAUAGAUUGAUGAAAUCCACAACAAUAUAUACAUAUAGAAGAAGAGCGAACAUUUCCCCACAAUAGACGCCAACACACACACACACACCAUACACGCUCCGAAUACUUUUAAACCCCAAAACAAACAGUGUAAGUAAGAAAUUUUUGAACCAAAAGAUUGUAAAACACAGAAGAAGAAAAAACUUUAAAACAAAAUAGAUUCAGCAAAAGACACACCCACACAUACGGCGCGGGGAUUGCGUGUAUGUGUUUGGACCCACAGCGCAGAAUUGUGAAGAAAAUAAAUCAAAGACGUAUGGGGUAUGACGAGAUGAAAUGAUAGGCCUCCCCCGCGUACAGCAUUUCCGGUCAGUUAAGAAAACUAAGAGUAUAUACAUACUUCAAAUGAUAAUCGAACUUUUGUUUUGAUUUAUUUUAAUAACUUUUUAACUGUGUAAGCAUAUUUUGUUGUGUUUCAGGGAAUAGAGCAAUGUGAAGGUAGUUUGCGGCAAGUGAUAUUUGUACGUUCUUUUAAAUUAACAAAAUCACUUCGAUGGGGCAGCAGAGGCGGAGAGGAUAGGUAGUAGAAGCGGCGGUAGGGAAGAAUCGGUCGAAAGCACGACCAAAAUGUGUGACACCUUUUGAAUAGUGUUGCCUAAGAUGUGGCCGUGCGCUUUCGCUCUCAUCAUUUUAUCGUCGGUGGUUAUACACCAUCACCAUUACCACCACACCACCACCACCACCACCACCACAACAACCACCAAGACUCUUCCGUCAAGAUUCUUCCCAAAAUGCGCAGUCAGUGGUUUCAACUUCGUACAGUUUGCGUGUUAACAAGUUUUCUAGCGUAGACGAUCCGGAUCGGAUCCGGAUCGUGUAUAGAAAGUGGUGUGUAACGAGGGGGGGAGAGAGCAGAGUAAUCGUGAAGGGGGAAAAAGGACAAGUGGUAGCAAGGAAAACAAGGCCAAGAUGAAAGAGACCAUACAAAAUAAAUGUAAUCCACGACCUGAUAUGAAACCCAAUGUAGUGUUACUUUUAAUUUGCAAUGUAUGUUUUUUGUUUGUUUAAUAUUAUGCAUAUAAGUAAUACGAGAAAGAGUGAAUGUUUGUUGAACAUACAUAAAGUUUCUUGUGUUGUGUAAGCAAAGCAGUAUAAUUAUCUCAGGCAAAAGCGUUCUUAGUUUCCCUGGAUGAAGAUAAACAUAAGCUGAAUUGUAAUUCCCACACAACAAUCAAACAACAAAUGCACACUCACACAUACCCGCACACUUGCGCAUAUUGUUACGUUUUUUGUAACGCUUCGGUUUGGUUUUAAAACAGUGUAACGCCAUGUACAAGUUCAUUGUUGCAAUGAAACUGAUUCGUUUGUGAGUGGUACUCCGCUGCAACAAACAGUAAAGCGCGAUACCAUCUUCCUCAUUGUUUAACGUCAUUCACUGCUACUAAACUUGUCGGAGAUGUACAAAAUGAAUUCUAGUUUCAGUUUCUGGGAUGAUUUUUAAUUUGGAUAUAGAUCCGGCCGGCUAGACGUAUGUUUUUCAAUAUAACUGUUGUCUUUCCUUAGCACCUAAAAUAAUGUAGCCUUUUUAAGUGGGAUUUUAAAGAAUCGCAUAGAAACAUUUAUCUUCAGUUGAGAGUGUUGAAAGUGUAAGAAGGGUGGUUUGGGGUGUAAAGGAAUGGUUUAAACGGCUGUAUUGUUUUUUUUUUUUACUUUUUAAAAGAAUGCAUUCAUUCAACUUUUCAAUUACUCUUUUAACGGUAUAACUUAUCUUUUCCAGUUUUUGUAAUUAAAUAAUAAUAGUACACAAAUGUUUAAACAAAUGGCUCUUAUUUUUGCACUGAUGCGCGCAUAUAAGUAAAUUACAAAAUGUUCAACAGUCACACUUGAAGCAGAUUCUUGUAUUAAGCAUUUGUUAAAGAUUGUAGAAAGCCGAAGAGAACGAUUCGAAUAACAAGUUGACCAAACACGUGGAAUUAUAUGCAGUAAGUGGAACCGGGAUUUGGUCUACACCUUCCCGAGCCAAAGCUCUCUUACCCUCCAAAAGGGAGGAGAAGGAGAUUUAUCAAAUCAAAACUGAACGCAAAAACAAAAUAUCGAAUUAAGGGACAGUUGAGAAAAGAGGGGGCAAGCAAUAUAUUACUACGUGCAAGUGCAAGUGUGUGUAUCAUGAGACGAAAUAAAACGUGCCCUUAAAUACAAUGGAUGAUGGACGGAACAACAUUAUAUACGGAUAUAAGGUUACAUAGGUACCUCCCCGAGGUGCCAUGCAAAAAAAAAACGCAGAGACGAAAUAAAAUCGAAAGCAAACCAAUAAUCAUGUAAAAACAACACAAUAGCGUUAGCUGCUGCGAAGAAGGGUGAUGCGUGAAGUUGUGUUCGUGUGUGAAGCAUGAUUUAAAUGAAGAAGAUGAAGAAGAUAAAACACAAAUCCGAUCAGGGAUUGGAAUAAUAACACAACAUUACAAUCUUUCUGCCUGCUGGCUCAUUUCCAUUGGUGAAAUAAACACAGCAUAUUGUAUUUGGACCCGGUGUGUGUGAUGCGAAGGGAAAUGACAAUUCGCGGUAUGAUCGCGAAACGUGGAACAACAUUUAUAAUUGCUAAGAAAGUAAUAUUUGUUUAAAUAAAUCAUCAAAAGAAAAAUCAA